Molecule: messenger RNA, 1283 nt
Organism: Argiope bruennichi
Lineage: Eukaryota; Metazoa; Arthropoda; Arachnida; Araneae; Araneidae
Product: protein ABHD11-like
Exons: 7
Coding region: 208-1137 (309 amino acids)
Cellular component (GO): mitochondrion
Source: RefSeq, a predicted model, not a curated record
AAAGAAGCAAGUCAUUUUUAUUAACGAUGUUCUAUCAUGUAGGUUAUAGAAAGAAAUAGUGUGAUUAGGAAAUUUUGUUUAGAAAAAGAAUGCUUGUUUUGGCAUUACAUUUGUGAUCGGAAUUCGAACUUUUCUCUGCUACAAAAGUAUGAGAAGUAUGGAGCAUUUGUAAGUGACUACACGUUGCAUAUAUAUUAUAAUUCGGUUAUGAUAUUAUUCGACCACAAAAGAGUUUGUAAAUAUCAUGUUCCCGUCAGACUUGCAUACAAUUCUUUCGAGCCUGAAUGCGAAGACUGGAGUUUGUCUCCUUAUAGAAGAAACUCGCCCAUUAUUUUUCUGCAUGGUUUGACUUCUUGCAAGGAAACUUGGGCCAGUAUUCCUCAGAUAUUAGCUAAUGAAUUAAAGAGAAAAGCCUACACUUUGGAUGCAAGGAAUCAUGGAGACAGUGGUUGGAGCGAUAUAUUUACAACUGACGAUCUGGUGAAUGAUCUUCUGUUCUUCAUGGAUGCUGUCAAUGCGGAUAGAGCUAUUUUGAUUGGCCACAGCAUGGGAGGAACCGUAGCUAUUCAGAUGGCCAUAGAAGCUCCCGAAAGAGUGGAGAUGAUCGUCGUCGAGGAGAUGUUUGUGUCUCAGCCUCCCGAGAUCCUGCUGCAGGUCCCUCUUCUGUACGUCAGACGGGCGCCUAUGGCCGUCAAGUUGAUCCCCAGGGAUGCUGACGACAUGCAGGCCGUUCGAUUCAUCAUGGAUUACGUGAACAAAGGCCUUCCACCUGGAUUAAGUGAUAUCCACAAUCCCAGCAAGGUCGACAAAUCGACGUGGGCCUUGAGGAGAACUGCAGAAGGUCAUCUUGCUCUAAAAGCCAACAUGGCCGUGCUGGAGAAGAGUUUGAUAAAUGCGAAGGACACGAUAAAAGUGCAGAAUGGUUCAUUUGAUGGGCCUGCCUGCUUCAUUUAUGGAAAACAAUCUGUCUUUAACGUAUCAUUGGACGAAGAAAAUAUCAGAAAAUGCUUUCCUAAUGCCAUAUUAAUUGGAGUGGAGGGUGCAAAACAUACUGUGCACAGCGACAACCCCCAGCAGUUUGUGGAUGCUAUUUUGAACUUUCUCACUAGCAACAUGACUCCCAAAAACAGGUUGUGAAUGAAUGAGUAGAAUCUUCUGGAACAAUAAUAAAGGGCAUAUGAGAAAGAGUGACAGAGAAAUGCCAAGAUCAAGAUUCAAGAAGUGCCAGCAUAAUUAAAAAGAAAAACACCAUUCUGUAUUUUUUGGACUCAAUAAAAAGAAAC